This is a messenger RNA of Vombatus ursinus (common wombat), 2755 nucleotides long. RefSeq names its product glutamine-rich protein 1-like. Lineage: Eukaryota; Metazoa; Chordata; Mammalia; Diprotodontia; Vombatidae. The record is from RefSeq and is a predicted model, not a curated record. The transcript is spliced from 9 exons. The coding region runs from base 77 to 2002 and encodes 641 amino acids.
GGGAGUACGAGAGAAGAAGCGGGCGAGCAAGAUGGCGGCAGCAGUGGCGUCGGACCCGAGCUGAGUUACCCGGAGGAUGAGGCAUUCUCUGGAGCAUCCCGUCCUCUCUGAGGACCCUGUCAGGAUGACGGCCCCCAUGAUGCCGCAGCAGCCCCUCUCUGAGUGGCUGGCCGCCUUCUCUGCUUCUGGGCUGGAGGCCGGGCAGCACGCCGGACAUCACCCAGCUCCGUUUUACCCAGAAGGACACCUGGAGUACGUCGAGCCCACGGCUGUAGCAGACUCGCUCCUGGAGCUGGCUCGAUCUGUUACGUUCCCUCUGCCUCAUCUAGGAACGGUCCCGGGGCUCUCCUUGGAGGCCCAUCAGCCCUCCUCGUCACCCGGGCGACUCCAGCCGUGCCCGGAGGUCACGCUGGGGCAGCUGCACGUGGCUGUCUGGCCUUCCCCGGAGAAGCAGAAGCAGCAGGACAGCGAACCUGAUUCUCUUGACGUUUCUCAGCCCCUGAAGAGAAGGAAGCUCAACCUGCCUGGUGACGACCUUUCUCCGUUGAGGUCGCCUCUGUCCCACAGCCCGCUGUCUCUUGGGCAAACCUCACUGCCACUCCCUGGUGCGUCCCUACUCCCAGAGCUGUUGACAGUGGACAGCAGUCAGCUCUAUGACCAUGAACUCGAACCUGCCUCAGCCAUGGGCCAGCUGCUCAGUGUGGAUUCUUGGUCUGCUUUCCCCACGCUUGGCAUCGGCCCGGGGGCCCGUACCAUUCCCCUCACUUCUUCUCCGGUUCUUUGUGAUGGGCUUCCCAUGAGGGCAUUGCCUGGGGAUGGGUUUUUGCUGAGCCUCGAGGGAGGCAGCGAAAACCCGCAGGACACGUCAGGGUCCGGGAAGAACCUUCAGGACCCAUCUGCCCUGGUCUCCUCUAGCUUCCCAGAGGACUUUGUCAAUGCCAGUGCUCCCAUCCCCAUCCUGGGCCAAGUGGGAGAAAGGACCUGCUCCUCAGCUCAGUACUGGACUCCAGAGCAGCUGCUCCCCCCAGCGGAGCUGGCUUGUCUCCCCGAGGCGAGCUCCCUGCUCGAGGCCGAUCGAGACCCGCCGUCGACUCUGCAGCCGCAGGAAGGAGCUUUGUUCUGGAAGAGCUGGGCCCAGAGGAAGAAUGAAAAGAUCCUGGAGAAGGCAGAAAAUGAACCUCAGGGACUAGGAAGAAGAAAACCCACCCUUUUUCAGGAAGACGUCCUCUCUGUGCCAAUAGCAGAGCUGAACCAAGGCCUCUGCCUGAUGACCCAGGAGGCCAGGAGGCAGGACGGCUCCAGCUAUGAGGCAGACGUGCUCUAUUACUUAUUUCUCUGUAUUCAGAAGCAUAUGUUUGACAACAGUCGGAUUGACAACAUCUUCACGGACCUUUACUAUCUGAAGUUUUUGGAAAGGCUUCACCGAGUGAUGAAAGGAUGGUGUCCUCGAGUCAGCCCCUUGGGGCGUGUGCUGUCCAGCUGCAUCGUGGAGCAGAUGCUUUGGGACUGUCGGCAGCUGGGAGCUCAUUCGCCGAGUACCCUUCUCUUUACCCUGAUGUACUUCAACACCAAAUACUUCAUCUUAAAGACGGUGGAGCAGCACUCCCAGCUGGCCUUCUCCAAAGUGCUCAAGCAAACCCGGAAGAAUGCCGGUGUGGGCAAAGACAAGAGCCCGACAGUGAGGUUCCUUCGGCUGUACGGACAGAUCCUGGGCGGCCUGAAAGAGGAGAUGUAUGGAGAGCAGCUGGAGAACCCCGAGAACCCCUUGCAGUGCCCCAUCAAGCUCUAUGACUUCUACCGCUUCAAAUGCCCGCAGAGCGCCAAAGGGCCCAGUGAUGCCUUCUACCUGGUCCCCGAGCUGGUUGUGGCCCCCAACAGCCCCAUCUGGUACUCGGGCCAGCCCGUGGGCACGGAGCUGAUGGAACAGAUGCUCACCCGAAUCCUCAUGGUCCGGGAGGUUCAGGAGGCACACGCGGCGCCCCAUGUGCCUGCCUCGCGGUGAGGGGCGCCCAGCACGCACACCUGCCCACCCGCCCGCGUGCCCUGCUCUCCGUGGCUCAGUCUGGAAAGGUCACUCAGAGAUGCUCGGCAGCCAUGUGGAGUGGCCGCUCAUGGCGGUUCCACAGCCAGAGAACUGUGUUUUGGGAUUUUUUCUGGUUUCUUGUGGCACGGGCACACAAGUGCUUGGGAAUGAAUGGUGGGCAGUGUACGUGUUUAGUCCGGGUCUAAAUUGCGAUGAGGGAGGAAUUCACAAAGAAAGCUUUGCUUAGUCCUAGCCCAGAGGCCGGCUAGGCUGUGGGAAGCCCACGGUGUCCUCGCACCCAGGAUGGGCGGGCCUCCUGGCCUUCCAUGCUGGCUCCCCGUCACAGGUCUGGCGGAUGAGGGUGAGGAGGUUGGGGCUGGGGCGGGCCGGCCGUGGGUGAGGUUGGUGCCUCCGUGUGUUUCACUCAGGCCCUGACCCUGGAUGCUGGUGUCCCUGUAGCAUGUGGCCAGGCUUCAGUUUACUAAGAAAGAGCUGAGAAUGCUGUACAACCUUACCUCAGACGGGCUGUAGGAGGCUGGGCCUGGGGCUGCCCUGGGGCUGGGGCGGCCUUCUCCCAUUGGUCAGCUUCUCUAGGUCUUGCAGGGAGAUUGACCUAUUUUUAUAAAUGCCUUUCUGGGAGAGAAAUCACUCUUUAGGAGUCUGGCAAUGCCGGGCUCUGCUACUACAAUGGAGCUCUGAUUUGGAAAUAAAGUUUUUCUUUUGAUCAGUCAA